Microtus oregoni (creeping vole) is the source of this 6889-nucleotide messenger RNA. RefSeq names its product UBX domain protein 7 (gene Ubxn7). Lineage: Eukaryota; Metazoa; Chordata; Mammalia; Rodentia; Cricetidae. Gene Ontology annotation, molecular function: ubiquitin binding. The transcript has 11 exons. Bases 52 to 1521 code for a protein of 489 amino acids. The record is from RefSeq and is a predicted model, not a curated record. Gene Ontology annotation, biological process: proteasome-mediated ubiquitin-dependent protein catabolic process. Gene Ontology annotation, cellular component: nucleus.
GCCGUGUGUGUGUCUGUGUUGUUGUUCCGCGGCGGCGGCGGCGGCGGUAAGAUGGCUGCCCACGGGGGCUCCGCGGCGUCGUCGGCGCUGAAGGGGUUAAUUCAGCAGUUCAUGGCCAUCACCGGUGCAAGUGAAAGUGUAGGAAAACACAUGCUUGAAGCUUGUAACAACAACCUGGAGAUGGCCGUCACUAUGUUUUUGGAUGGUGGAGGAAUUGCUGAGGAGCCCAGUACCAGUUCAGCAGGUGUCUCUGCAGUCAGACCACACACAGAAGAAGAAGUUCGUGCCCCAAUUCCUCAAAAGCAAGAAAUAUUGGUGGAACCAGAACCUUUGUUUGGUGCCCCUAAAAGACGAAGGCCUGCACGUUCAAUAUUUGAUGGUUUCCGAGAUUUUCAAACUGAAACUAUUAGGCAAGAACAGGAAUUAAGAAAUGGAGGAGCAAUAGAUAAGAAACUCACCACCCUUGCAGAUCUGUUCCGGCCCCCAAUUGACUUGAUGCACAAAGGCAGCUUUGAAACAGCCAAAGAGUGUGGCCAGAUGCAGAAUAAAUGGCUGAUGAUAAACAUUCAAAAUGUACAAGACUUUGCAUGCCAGUGCCUCAACCGUGAUGUGUGGAGCAAUGAAGCUGUGAAGAAUAUUAUCCGGGAACAUUUCAUUUUCUGGCAGGUUUAUCAUGACAGUGAGGAAGGUCAGAGAUACAUACAGUUUUAUAAAUUAGGGGAUUUCCCCUAUGUUUCCAUCUUGGACCCACGGACAGGUCAGAAGCUAGUAGAGUGGCACCAAUUAGAUGUGUCUUCUUUCUUGGACCAAGUAACAGGGUUUCUGGGUGAACAUGGGCAACUGGAUGGACUUUCUAGCAGUCCCCCCAAAAAAUGUGCCCGAUCAGAGAGCCUCAUAGAUGCCAGUGAAGACAGCCAGCUGGAAGCCGCCAUCAGAGCCUCUCUGCAGGAGACACAUUUCGACUCAGCACAGGCAAAGCAGGAUAACCGCUCAGAUGAAGAAUCUGAAUCGGAACUUUUUUCUGGCAGUGAGGAAUUCAUAUCGGUUUGUGGCUCUGAUGAGGAAGAGGAGGUAGAGAAUCUUGCUAAGUCCAGAAAGUCUCCUCAUAAAGAUGUGGGGCAUAGAAAAGAGGAGAACAGAAGGCCACUGAUGGAGCCCCCAGCCAGAACUGAGCCUGGCACAGCCACAAACCAUCAAGGGUUGCCAGCUAUGGACCCUGAGCUCUUGGAGAUGUCACCCGAAAAGUCAGAUGGAAUAGUGGAGGGGAUAGAUGUCAAUGGACCAAAAGCACAGCUAAUGCUACGGUACCCAGAUGGAAAAAGGGAGCAGAUCACUCUUCCAGAGCAAGCUAAACUGCUGGCUUUGGUGAAGCACGUCCAAUCUAAAGGAUAUCCAAAUGAACGUUUUGAACUUCUUACCAAUUUCCCUCGGAGGAAGCUCUCUCAUCUGGACUAUGACAUUACCUUACAAGAGGCAGGCCUCUGUCCUCAAGAGACUGUCUUUGUACAGGAAAGAAAUUAACACCAUGACCUGACCUCUCUCAGCUUACCCCCUCUUCCCUUUUCCUGUGAGAUACCAUGUCCCUAAGUAUGCAUUUUGGCUCAUAGGACUAUAGAGCCAAAGCUGGACAAGCAAGUCACCUGCCUUUCCUUUAUUUCUUUCUGUCAUCUGCAAUUAGUGUCUCUCCUGCUUCUCUUUCUCCUCUUUUCCUCUGUGAUUUUCUUCUCUUUCUCACUUUUUUCUUAUCACAUAUGACCAAAUGAAAGUGUAAAGAUAAGGAUAAGAUCUCUCCCAGUACUGGCAGCAGAAAUGUGUGUUAUAAUUGGUCUCUUUUGUGGCACCUUUUUGGUAUCUAGUGAUAUUAACCAUAGACUCCUAUGACAAAGAAUGGCUAGAAUCAGAAUUUAAAAACAACCCCAUUUUUGGUAGGUAAAAGAAAUUGUUCUUCAUAUAAGAAGAUCUCUUAAUGAGAUAUCCAGGCUUUUGUUUAUAUGGGAGGUGAUCCCCUUAUACUAUUGCUCAUCAUAUUUAAAAUUUCCUUCCAAGAUUCCCAUCUUCCAGUUACAAGAGUUAUUUCCAUGAUGUGUGUUAUUGGCAGAAUGAGUGCUUAGUGUAUUGUAUAGCAAAGGUGGCUUUCAGUGUUCUAGCCUGAGACAGUUUUCUUUAUUAUUGCUCUAUUAGUUAUAUUCCUCUUUCCAGUCCUGGGAUGAACCUUUAGUGAGCAUCUGUGUCUGGGCUAGGUAGGAAGGUGCUUGCUGUUUUUGCCUGCACAGCCAAUUAGUUCCUUUGUUUUCAUUGUCUGAGUCUGUAGUGUUCUGUAGGAAGGCAGGUGUUCAAUAAUCAUGUAGUACAAUGGCUUAUAAUUGUAAACACUAUGGUUAUUGAUUGUCCUAUGUGCUUAAGGCAUACUUAGGUAUAUCCCGGGGUUGGGGGGGUGGGCAGGGUGGGGGAACCUGCAGCUGAGAGUUGCUAGUGAUGUUCUUUUGGUUAGAAAUAGUGAUUUUGUUUACCCCCAAUUGGAAAUACUCUAAAGUGCUCUGGUAACUAAAUUCCUCAUGUUCUUUUAUUCUAUAAAAUUUUAAAACUGAAAGUCUCUGAUAGGAAAACCUUAAAACCCAGUUCAUGAGACAACAGUUAUUAAGAAGGACAUUACCAGUAACCGUCAGAUGUGAGUCUUUUUCUGCCAACAAGUCAACAUUCAAGUUGUAUUUGGUGAAAGCUUUUUUUUCAGUAUUAUUUAGAAGAGGCCACCUGAGUUUAUAUAGUACUAUAUUAUCAUCAGCUUUACUCUGUGCUCAGUUCUUUCUUGAGCUUUUAGAUAGAGUGCUCCAGCAGAACAGUAGUGAUUGGUGGGAAAAUAAAACUUGAAACCGCUUAUAAAACCAUUUCUGUAGGAUUGACCUGUCUUGUCAAUCGGAGAUUUCGAUUGAUUCUUGUACUUGAGGAACAUAAAUUGUGAUUGCUCAGAGACCUUUGGGUUCCUGUGUCCGUGCAGGUUGCUCUCUUGGUAACUAGGGGUUAAAAAGAUAAGCUAAGGGAUGUGGUAUGUUUCUAGUGUGCGAUGGUAGAAUAUGGUUGUUAAUGGUUGGAUUUUGAGGGACCUCCCUAAAGAAUGGGUUAUGUAUCUCCUCAAGGAAAUCAUGGGAAAUUCUGUUAUUUUUCAGUGAGUCCUUUUGAAUUAAUGUUCUUACAUUUUUUUCUAAGUCUGUGUAAGUGCUUAUGUAUAAGUAUAUAAUUGUAUAAAUAUUUAUAAAUAUAUUUAUAUAAUUACAAUUCCAUUUAUACUUUUGAGUCAAAGUUCUCUCUUUAGAUUGGUGACUGAAUAAUACCACUUUGGUGUUUUUAUAGCGCUUGAGGCUUAACCAACAGUUUGGAUUUCUUGAGCAAGCAUGUUAAUUCCUCAGUUGUAGCUUUGAACUUGAAUAAAAACUGACUGAGGAAUGUAGCUGUAUACUCUCAAAUGUACAAAACUAAUAGUCAAGGUAAGCAGUCUAAAGCCUCCGGGAGCCCCAGGGUAAAAGUGAGAGCAUUCUCAGCUUUGCUAUGCUGGCACCAUCUCCACUCCUAGCACAAGCCCAGCUAAAGCCCAAACCAGUCAAGAGUUGUCCCUUCGAGGACUCUGCUUCGUUCUCUUGUCCUGUCUGUUUGGUUCUCUAUAGAGUAACCUCUCUUGAGAACCUGAGGCAGGAUGCUCAGAGUGAGAGGGUGUAUGCAGUUCUUUUUUUUUUUUUAAAUAUACUUAGCAUUGGCAAAUCCAUUUAUGAGAAAUUAAGAUGACUGAGUAUAUAUGUGUGUUAAGAGACAAGGCACCACACAUAUAUCAAGCUUAGGAUGAUGAGCUGUGGGGGACUUUACUCAUUUUGACCAGGAUUGGCCCAUGGGAGGAAGAGUUAUAGAUAUACAUGAGAAAAAUAAAUGGUAAUAUUGCCUUGCUCAAGUAUUUAAUUUAUGUAAGAAGUUUGUCUUUGUUCUUCUGCAUGUUGUUUUUCUUUCAAGGGGGAGCUUUUACUGGACAGUCAAAUGAAGUCUGUGUUAGUUAAACAUAGUGAUUCCCUAUAGGUAGUAGACAUAGCUCAGAAGUUUUUAAAGUAAGGAGGAAAGGGACAAGAUAAACUUGAGAGUGACAUAUAAAGAAAGGGAAUGAAAGCUUGUGAAAGAAAUGCUGUCUGAACUUGAGCACAGUACCGGCUGAGGGCAGAGCAGGACUGGUUGUGAGUAGCUAGCGUGUGCUGUGUGUGACGUGUGUGUUUCCUCCUUCAGUCUUCAGGCAAUCCCUACACAGUAUAUUCUACUCAUUUAUAAAUGAGGAAGAAAACUGGAAUUCAUACAGCUUGUUCAACAUGUCAUUACUGUUAAGGGCCACAUUAAAAUUAGAGCCCAGAGUCUGUUCUCUCACCCUUGUGUGGUAUGUUAUCCCAUGUCAGUUGGAGUCCCUUUAUUAUAAUAUAUUAUAAUAAUAAGGUCAUCUUAUUUUUCGGCUUUGUCAGCUAAAGGUUUUUGUUUCCUUAAAGCUGGAAGGGAUAGUUGGGGUCAAGAUUGUGGGAUUUGUACUAUUCCUAUAAAAUCUUAAUUAUGCCAUUUUUAACAGAUAGUUAUCCAUUGUUUUUUAAAAAUAAUUCAGUAAGGAAAAUAACUGCAGCAUUAUUUGCCAAGAAUAGAUGGAAACCAUAGAAAGAUUUUUUUUUUAAAAAAAAAGAAGAUACAAUUAUCUUUUCUGAUAGAUUAUUCAUGAUAGGUUAUUGAACAACCUUUGUUUUUCUAUCUUUUUGUUUUGUCCUGCAUACUACUCUACUGUAUUAGCACCCUAUUGAGUCUGUAGUCUACAUCAGAAAUAUUUUGAAAGCUAAGAUCUCUUUGAAGUGUUUCAUCCAAUUAAGGAAUCAUCUGCAUACAUGGAUAACAGCAGGAAGGUGAGUGUUAUCCCUUUCAGGGUUGAACUGUGAUAAUAGGAACUCAGGAGGGAAGGGUAGUGUAGGUUUAAUUAGGGGUGUUCUCCCAGGUGCUGUGGCUCAUUCUUGACUCUGCCUCUUUAAAAUACUAGAUUUGAAGCAUUAAGUUUAUCCGUAAGUAAUGACCUUUGUCCAAGUAAUAAAGAAUUUUAAACUCCAGUACUAGCAAUUGUUUAAUUAGCAGGAAUCUCACUUGAACACUAGAGAAAAAUACCAGAGGGCUCCUGAAAAAUUAAGGCAGGAUUUCUCUUCUUGGGUACAAUUCAUGGUGUUUGAUCUUGGUGGGCUUAGUACACUUGGGUAACAACUUUGCUUCUUGUUAUCUUGGCAAUACUUUCCUUCUCUGACUGUAGAAUUUCUUGUUUGAAAAACAGAGAAUCGAGAAAAAAGAAAAACAGAAUCGGACUAGAUUAGUUCUGUCUUUUCAAGUCAGAGAACUUUAGAUGUUUUUAAGUUUUGACAUGAGUGGAGAAGGAUAGGGUUAACUACUAGUAGAAUUAACCUCAUGGAGGAACUGUGCCUGGAAUCAUAACCCUUACAGAUAAAAAUAUCCCCAAAGUAUUAUGCAUCUGGUCUCUCCCUUUAUUUUAUCAUUCUCAGACUAAUUAAAGUGUUAAAACUGUACUUGUUAAUCAGUUCCUUUCAUUUUUUUCCUGUGUCCAAGUAUCUUUUACCCAAUCUCUUAUAGACCUCACUGUGAUGAUGAAAUCACAGAGUACAGUAUACAGAUCUAGUGAUCUUGAAACAGCCAGUUACUUUUUAAAAGCUUAAUGCUGUAAGCCUACUGAGUUUUAAGAAUGACUGAAAUGUGAUUGUGAAGCAGGUGUCCCCAGCACUGGAACUGAAUUUGUGUGCUUUAAGCUAGACUGGCUCAGCAGUUGUGUAAGUUGGGAAAUUCACACUUGGUUUGGGCAGAUGUGACCUUUUCAAUUUUCCAUUAAGCUGAUGUUUAAAAUAGUUCUUGUCCUGUAGAGGGGAUCUUUGUAGUGUCACACUGUUUAGAGAUCAUUUGUUUACUUCCUUAAUAGUAAAUUAUGGAGUGCAAAUUUAUGAGUAAUGCCUUGUGUAAAACUAAAACUUGAAAAGUAAUGAGGAUAGGAAGAAUCAGCCUCUCGGGCUCACACUUUUCCAGCAGCUUCAGCCUUAAUGAGUAGGCUGCUGCUUUCAGUCUCUACCACCCGAGUAACCACUGUCCUUGAGCAGAUACCUAAAGGCCAUUGAGCGGUGAAUGAAUAUUCAACAUUAUUGGUUUGCCUUACUUGAUAUUUCAGUUGUUUACUGUGAAACUCAGAAUCCCUAGUUCACAUUUUAGAAUGGGGUGGGAAUGUUCUUUAGACCUCAAAAUAACCAAAGAGUACCAUUCUAAUAUAUUGAUUUCUCCUAUAAUACAAAGAUUUAGUAUUUCAGUGAUGAUUAUUUGUAUUUUAGACUCGCCUUCAUGUUAGUCCCAUUAAUGAGACAGCUUAGAAUUAAGAGGUAUUUGGUUUGUUUGUUUUUAAGAGUAGAGAUUAUUAUAGCCUUGGUUAGUUUCUCCAUUAAAGAACUUGGGUGCCUAGGUUAUUGGAUAUGAUGAAUCCCUGAAGUGAAACUACCUUUUAAUCUUUCUUCUCCAUUCUCUUUUUGUCUUAUUUUGUUUUGUUUUCAAACAUUUAUGUAGUUCAGGCUAACCUCCCCCUCACCCAGGACACAGUUUCUGUAAGUAGUCUUGGCUGUCUGGAUCAGGCUGGCCUCUUAGGUAACUGUGUAGUUGAACAUGACAUUGAACCUCUGGGUCCUCCUUGGAUUACAGUUAGCCACCAUGCCUGUUUUUCACCUAAUUUCUCCAAAAAUUAGUCAUAGUAUUUAAUACGCUUGGCUGUGUUUUUUAAAGUUGUAUUUCUAAGCUUUAAUAUAUAGUAUUUCUGUCUCUCUCUCUCUCUCUCUCUCUCUCUCUCUCUCUC